This is a messenger RNA of Schistosoma intercalatum, 3354 nucleotides long. Lineage: Eukaryota; Metazoa; Platyhelminthes; Trematoda; Strigeidida; Schistosomatidae. The record is from the annotation of a GenBank genome assembly.
AUGUUCAUGAAGAGUUCGUUUCUCCGCCAGUUCAGGAAAGAAGAAACUUCAUUGAAUCCGGUUGGAUUCUCAGAGCCAUCUCGAAUUGACAGUAAAAAGCCGUCCUCCUUGAUUUGGAAAGGGCUGGAAGAUGGAAACGCAAGUUCAACCUGUGAUUUAGAUGACGAUGACUAUUUUGAGAGUGAUCAGUUUAUCUCUUCUAAUGAGACCAACUUGUCUACGUCUUCAAAAACCAACUGGAGUGAUAAUAAAUGGAGCAAAAUGCUUAAAUUUGGUGAUGAAUCCAAGAAAAGAGAUACAGUUCAGUUUACUCCAGAAUCACCCAAGAUAAUCAAUUUGCGAAAUGCGUCGCAGAAACCACACGUUAACAAGCCUAUCAUUUCUUUAGAUAGUUUUGAUCACGCUAGACCCCAUUCUCCGCUAGAUGACAUGGCAGUUCCGAAAAAAGCUCCAGAAUCGCCAAUGUUGAAUUUUCUCAGCAAAAAACCUAGUGCCUCUUUUAUGCAAUCACCAGACGCACAUAAUGUCUCAACCAGCUCUGAGGAUUCCGUUUACUUCCAUCAAGCCUCCAAAAUAUGUCAAGAUUAUACGGGAGAGGUGAAGACCCACCCUGACAAAGUUCAUGACAAAGCAGUCACUGAGUUUUCAGUUGAAGAUAAAUCAGACACAUUAUGCGACAAUCUCAAGUUUUUGUACAAGCGCUUAAGACAAGAGGCGGAAAAUCUUGAGACAUGGAAGUGUUGUACCAUAUCAAAAUUAGAGGAAAAAUGUCUAGAUCUGCAGUCCUAUGAAUCACUUGUCGAAAACUUGCGAAAGGCAAACCUUGAGCUACAAAUGAAUAUGGAAACCGUUAGUUUAAAAUAUAAAGAUGAGUUAGCUGUAAGAGAAAAAUUGGCUGAACAGCUUUCAGCCAUCAAGCAGCAGUGCACAACAUUGGAGCUCAAAGCCGAAAAAUUAAUGGAAGCAAAUCUAACAAUUAAGAGCAAGUUUUGUCAAUCGGAAAUCGUACAUAAUUCUCUCCUGUCUAUAUUUAAGACGAUAAAAGACAACUUCAUUGAGCAUUCAAACAAAUGUUCAGAUAAAUUUAAAGAAUCAGAAAAAUUAGUUACAGGUAAGAUAUUGGAUCUGGAAACACUACAAAAAUCAAAUAUUGCAAUGGACGAAAAAAACGAAAUAUUGAAAGAUGAGCUUCUUCAUUGGCAACAAAAGCAUCACAACGAUAUAGUUCAGCUGCAAACUGAGAUUGAUCAGCUUAGCACUGAAAACAUUGAGCUUAAGGAGUUGGAGAAAACCUUAAUGUGCACCAACGAAAGAAAUUUGUCACUGAUUAAACUCCUGGAAGAUGCUAUAGCAGAGGAAAAAAUAACUAGAGAAAACGCCGAAUAUACGCUGAAAAAUAACAGUAAAGAAACUGAUGAUCUCAGAGAUUUAGUUGAAAAGAUUAGAGACAAGAAUGUAUACGUAUUAGAAAUGUUAAAUACUCUUAACAAAAAGUUCAUUCAUCUUGAAAACAGGACAACGACGUUACGAAGCCACUUUAAAUGCUUUACUAACAGAAUAGAAAACAUGAUAGCUAAUUUAACUUCAUUUCAGAUUCGACAAAGAAACGGCAGAGAAGAAAUGGUCAUUAAUCUAAAAGAUGAACAGCAAAACAUCAGAAAGUUAGUCCAGAAAAUGAACGAAAGAUCGAUUGUUAUCCACAAGUUCGAAUCAAGCCUGUAUCACACAUGCGUUGAUUUAGUAAUGGAAAGUGAAAUCUCGAAGAUCGACAGAGAAAACCUAGUAAACCUAAACAGAAAGGUCUUUGAGUUGAAGAAAGAAAUAGAAUUUUACCAUAUAAGUGAAAACGCUCUGAGAGAUGCACUGAAAAAAUGUCAGAUCCAAAACGAAAAAUUGCAGAUUAACAACGGCUCAUUACACACACAGCUAAAUUGUGAAAGCCGAAAUUGCGCCAAAGCUAAUGAGAAUUGUUUAAAAGCUGAAGCUUUGGUCAAGCAUUUAGAAGAAAAAGCGUGUUCAAAUCAAAACGAAAUAAAAGACUUAACAGAAAGAGCAAGAGCAAUCGAAAAGGAACUAAAGGAAGAAAAACUAAGCUGUUCUAAGGUCAAAGAAACGCUUGAAAUUUACGAAAAAAAGUUCCACGAACUCAAAAUGAGCAAUGAAAAGAAUCAACAAGCUCUUGAUCAGGCGCGUAUUCAAAUAAAGGAAAAAGAAGAGUACCAUGAGGAACUGAAACGGCAGUUGGUUAAUCUUAAUCAAGAAAAGGAGAAAAGUAUUUUGAAGCAAAUUCAGCUUACUAAUAAUAUAAAUGAUGUGACGAUACAAUUAGAAUACUCACGACAAGAAAUUGGACAGCAAAAGUUAAGGGAAAAGCAUAUUCAAGAACAAAAUCAAAGACUGGAAAAUCACAAAAUCGAGCUACAGAAGCAAAAUGAAAGUAUUACAGAUGAACUGUUGUCUUUGAAAGAAAAAUUGAACCAGCAAGCUGAUGAAAUAAAACAGAAGCAAGAUGAAGUUGAAAGUUUAAAAGAGAUAAUUGAUCUUAAAAAUACUGAGAACUCCAAAAGCAGCAAGAAGGUGGAUAAAAAGCUAAAUGAAUCCAUGAAUCUUAUAGAAAAGCUUAGAGAACAGACCAAAGAACUGAAUCAGGAAAAGAAGGAAGUUCUAAAGAAGCUCAUGAAAAAAGAGCAAGAACUUAAGAAGCUGGAAGUAAAAGCAACAAAUCAAGAGAGAGAAUUGAGGGAGGCAAAUGAUGAAAAACAAAGGCUUCAUGAAGAACUAAGGAGAAUGAAACAGGAUCAAAUUGAACGAGAAACGAUCUUAGCAGAGAAUAACAGGGAACUAUUGAAACUUCGAUGUGUAGAAAAGGAAUAUCAGGAAUUUCAACAUCAAAUUUAUGCAAACUCUCCACCUGCUAGUACUCAGCUCCCGAAGGAAAUUCAUGAAAACGUGACUCAGACUCCCAAAUCACCAGCGUUAUCUUUGAAACGAGAUAAUUUGAAUAUGGCCGAAACGCCUACUAAAACCCCGAAGAGUAUAUUGAAACAACCAGGUUCAGCUACCAAACGUAGGAGAGUGUUUUUCGCUUCCCCUGAUUAUGGAAGCCUGAUGAACAACCAGAAAGAGCCAAGCUAUCAGAAUCAAGAAUGUGAAUUUCCAUUGUUUAAGAAAUUGAGCCCAUUCACAAUGAAUACACCUACAAUUCAAAACCUUCAAACACUUGACAAAGUGAGUAAUAUUCGGAAAACACCACGAAAAACUGGCCGUCAAAUCACAGAAGAAUUUUACAAGGUGGAUACCGAAAAAUCUUGGUUUGACUGUGAACAAAUCUUCGGUUACGGGGCAGAAGAUUAA